UUGCAGAAAUUCUAGUAAGGAGCAUUUGACCAUCUAAUCUCCAACUCUUCAACCUUCCAAUAUCAGGAUUAGAAAAGAGUGCCUUCAGAAUCAAUAUGUAGCAAAAGGGUAUUGUGCUACUGAAGCUCCUCCCUCAAUCCAAUUGUUUGCAUUUUAAGGAUCCUUGUAGCUUCAGCAGCAAAUUGUCACAUUAAAAAAGUGGAUUUCAUGUGGUGCUUGCAAAACAUUGAAUCGCCAUGAGUAGUAAUCUAGGAAAAGAAAAAGACUGUAAAGAGAAGGAUCCAAAAGUCCCAUCUGCAAAAGAGAGAGAGAAGGAGGCCAAGGCGUCUGGAGGGCUUGGGAAAGAGAGUAAAGAAAAGGAGCCUAAGACCAAAGGGAAAGAUGCCAAAGAUGGAAAAAAGGACUCCAGUAGUGUUCAGCCUGGGGUGGCUUUUUCAGUGGACAACACGAUAAAACGACCUAAUCCAGCCCCAGGCGCUCGCAAAAAAUCCAGCAAUGCUGAGUUGAUCAAAGAGCUAAAUAAAUGCCGGGAAGAGAAUGCGAUUCGCUUGGACUUAGCCAAGAGGUCUAUACACAUGCUUCCAUCGUCUAUCAAAGAGUUGACACAGCUAACGGAACUUUAUUUAUAUGGUAACAAACUGCAGUCCUUACCGCCCGAGGUGGGCUGUCUCGUGAAUCUGGUGACACUGGCACUGAGUGAGAACUCGCUUACCAGUUUGCCUGACUCUCUUGAUAACUUGAAGAAAUUGGCCAUGCUUGACUUGCGGCAUAACAAACUUAGAGAAAUUCCUUCGGUGGUGUACAGGCUAUGUUCUCUCGCCACUCUUUAUCUACGCUUUAAUCGUGUAACUACUGUGGAAAAGGAUAUCAAAAACUUGUCAAGACUCACCACGCUUAGCAUACGAGAGAACAAAAUUAAGCAACUACCUGCUGAAAUUGGUGAGUUGUGUAACCUUGCAACGCUGGAUGUAGCGCACAAUCAGCUUGAACAUCUUCCAGAGGAGAUUGGGAAUUGCACGCAGAUCACCAAACUUGACUUGCAGCACAAUGAACUCUUGGACCUGCCAGAAACUAUAGGAAACCUGUCUAGUUUAAGUCGUCUUGGCCUGAGGUACAAUAGGCUGUCGUCAAUUCCGAAGUCGUUUUCAAAAUGCAGUGAACUUGAAGAACUGAAUUUGGAGAACAACAACAUUUCUACUUUACCAGAGGGACUUUUAUCCAGUCUUGUGAAGAUGACUAGUUUAACACUAGCCAGGAAUUGCUUCCAGUCGUACCCUGUGGGUGGUCCAUCACAAUUCUCUACAAUCUACUCUCUCAACAUGGAACACAACCGCAUCAAUAAAAUCCCCUUUGGAAUUUUCUCUAGAGCGAAAGUGUUAAGCAAGCUGAACAUGAAGGACAAUCAGCUGACCUCUCUUCCUUUGGACUUUGGAACUUGGAUUAGUAUGGUAGACCUGAACUUAGCCACUAAUCAGCUCUCAAAAAUUCCUGAGGAUGUCUCUGGGCUGGUUUCCCUUGAGGUUCUUAUCUUGUCAAACAAUCUUCUAAGGAAACUUCCCCAUGGCAUUGGAAAUCUGCGGAAACUGCGAGAAUUGGAUCUAGAGGAGAACAAACUGGAAUCCUUGCCAAAUGAAAUAGCUUACCUUAAGGAUCUGCAGAAACUAGUUUUGACUAAUAAUCAGUUGACCACCCUUCCAAGAGGAAUUGGUCACCUUACCAAUCUGACGCAUCUUGGGCUUGGAGAGAAUCUUCUUACACACCUUCCUGAAGAAAUUGGUACACUGGAGAAUCUGGAAGAACUGUAUUUGAAUGACAACCCCAAUCUACACAGCCUUCCUUUUGAGCUGGCUCUCUGCAGCAAACUAUCAAUAAUGAGCAUUGAGAACUGCCCGCUCAGCCACCUUCCGCCUCAGAUCGUUGCUGGGGGACCCUCGUUCAUCAUUCAGUUCCUAAAAAUGCAGGGACCAUAUCGUGCCAUGGUCUGAUGCAAAUCGGAUUGUCCCAUACACUGUACAAAAUCCAAACUGCAUUAAUGUUACCAUUAUUUAUAUAUACAAUAUGUGCAUCAUGUAUUGUAUUAUAUAUAUAAAUAAUGUAAAAGGCAAAUCUGAGACUGUAUUAUGUGUUUCUGCUAAUAGAGGAAUCAUAGCCAUUUAGAUUUUUUUUAUUCUGUAAAAAUGCUUGUCUAAGUUUUCUUUGCUGAAUUUGAUGGAUGUUUGUCUGAGUAAUCUGGAAAUGCCAGUUCACAUAAAGUGAUUGCCAACAAAUUCAAAAAAUUAAAUUUAAAGGAGAAAAAUAAUUUUGCUUGCAUCUACUUUCAGUGAAGAAACAUGCACACAAUCUUAUAGAGUGAACGUUUGUUUCCCUCCUCCUUUUGUGUUGAACCCAGUAGGAUCGUAUGUCCUGAAGUUGGGAUUUUCUUUAACUUAUUUUGAGAUCUGAAACAAACGGUGUUUUUAUAUUGUUUACAGUCAGAGUAAAUCACUGGAUUUUGUUUUGUUUUGAUUUGCUCUGUUUUAAUCAAUCAUAUCUAGAAUUUAUAUGCUUCUGCUGAAAAAUUUUUAUUGACCGGUUUAUAUACUAAAAAUAUUCACUCAUCAAAACAACUGGUAGGGUGGAAAAGAUGCAGUCAAAAAGAGCUUGAAUUCUUUUAAGUCUUGCUUCUCUGUGGGCAUAACAUAUCUGAACCGAGCCUUUUGCGGUUGAUCUUUUCUAGCACAAUUAACCUUUUCAGAUUGGUAAAAAUAUUAAAUGGUCUCAGUGAAAAGCAGUUCUCAUUUUGUGAAGUUACAAUUCCAUAAGGUCUAACAAUAGAGUUGAAUGGCAAGGAAAUAAUAUAUACAAACCUUUUUUAUUAUAAUGUUAUCAUGAAUUACAAUGAGCAAUUUUAAGGAUUCCUCACAGUCCUUGUACAAAAAAUGAAUGUGUCUUACUUUUAAACACUGCAGUUAUUAUAUGUAAGUUUUAAAGGUGGUUAACAAUGUACUAUGGUUUUAUAUCUUGACUUGCCUUGUACCUCCUUCCAUGAUGGAACCUCUGUGUCCAAGCACAAUAUCUUCACACUGUGCUGUUUUGCUGCUGAACUAAAUGCACUUUUCCCCACUGCUUGGGGCACUUGCUUCAAAAUAUUCAGUUCAGUACCACGGUUAUGCUUUUAUAUAACCUCAUCCUGUCAACUUCAGUAUUAAAACCGAUGUUAUAAAGAGGCACUUUUUUUUUCAUUUGUGCAUAGAUGGUAGCAGCUCCAUAGGAAUACUGUAAGUGGUUCACACACAGUUCUGUUCCCUUUAUCUUGGUUGCUUCAAGGCAGAACAUGCUUCAGUGAAAUGCACACCGCUGCUGCUCAUGCAGUGCCAGUUCCCCUUCUUUUCUUUAAGAAGGUGGAAAGUCUAAGGGCAGUUGCAUUCCAGUUGUUCACUAAACUGUCCAGUUGACUUGCAUGAUGGAUUGCUGCGGGGGUGUCAUGAGCUAGUGUAUCUUUUGAACAAAAUGCAAUAGUUGAUGCCAUGAGAAAUGUAUUUCCCAUGCAGAAAUUUGAGGAUAUGAUUUCUGGCUUUAAGAUUGUGCUUAAUUUUAUGUAUUGCCUUGUUCCGGUUUUCCCAACAUUGACUGUCACUUGUGUUCUGUUUUGUCUGAUGUCUUUUCAUUAACAAGGAGCCUCUUGAAAGGCAGGUGGAGAUAUAAAACCUUAGAGGACUUAAACAUGCUGUAAAACUAUCGUAGAUGUCACUGGAUUUUACAAAGUAAUGUCCUUUCUCUUCCCUUGUACUUUUUUUUUUUUUACAUCUACUGUAGCUUUUCAGUUUAGAUUUUAGUUUAU
Molecule: messenger RNA, 3820 nt
Organism: Gavialis gangeticus (Gharial)
Lineage: Eukaryota; Metazoa; Chordata; Crocodylia; Gavialidae
Gene: SHOC2
Product: SHOC2, leucine rich repeat scaffold protein
Exons: 8
Coding region: 237-1985 (582 amino acids)
Molecular function (GO): protein binding
Source: RefSeq, a predicted model, not a curated record